Molecule: messenger RNA, 1116 nt
Organism: Verticillium nonalfalfae
Lineage: Eukaryota; Fungi; Ascomycota; Sordariomycetes; Glomerellales; Plectosphaerellaceae
Gene: RAX1
Product: Bud site selection protein, Revert to axial protein 1
Exons: 3
Coding region: 1-1116 (371 amino acids)
Biological process (GO): intracellular protein localization
Cellular component (GO): plasma membrane
Source: RefSeq, a predicted model, not a curated record
AUGGAAGACACACAUCCCGACCCGGCAAUGGUGACGCCAUCACCACAGCCCGACUAUGGCCGGAAUAGGCUUCCGACUCUCUUCGAGGUGCUCAGCCGUCGUACUCUGCCGCCCGUCGACCUCUUUUCAUUCUACAUCUACAUGCGUGAUCAACAACGAUCCGUUGAUUACCUUGACUUCUGGCUUGAUGUCGCUCAGCACAUGUCACUAUGUCGCCACUAUGUCCGUGAACUCCGCCGUUCUGUUCUAGUUGGCACGCCUGAGUUGGAGAAAGCAAGUUCCAAGCGUUCCUCAGCCAUCCUCGAAAGUAUGGGCGACAUGACCAACAUGGGCAUUGGAGCCGGCCCAUCCAUGUACGCAACGGAAAAGGAGAAGGACCAGGACGCCCAAAUGUCUGCCUACCUCCGCGAAGACCAGAUCCAGGACUCGCCACAAAGCAGCAACGAUCGCCGCAACAACAGCCGGCCCAGUCCAGCAUUCAGCACUCCUCGCGACGUUACGUCCGACUCCAACUCGCCUGGUCACACAGUUGCCCGCCAGGAUAUUCGUGCCUCAGCGGAGAAGAUCCUUUACACCUUUCUCCUUCCCGGUGCGGAGCGCGAAAUCACCCUACCUGGUAGCAUCACCCAAGAUGUCACGUCAGCGAUCGAAGAGUUUGGACGGGACGACCCUGAGGUGUUUGACGUAGCCAAGGACUAUGUCUUCCAGGCUAUGGAGCGGGAUGCCUUCCCUGGGUUCCUACGCAUGAAGGCGCUAGGAAAUCUUAUUCCGCCAACACUGGUCAUGCGUCUCAUUUUUGGUCUCGUGGCCAUGUUCGGUGCCUUCUGGACGGCCUUCGUCCUCAUCUUCCUUGACAGGAGCCGACUGACCAGAUGCUGGCUGAUCCUGCCAUUUACCUUGGGUGUUUACUUCCUCGCAUCAUACCAGUACUCUCUCGACCCCGUCCUCGCUCUUAUUGGCUUGAGCGAGUACACGCCUUUCAACUUCUCUCGCGUUCGUGAACCAUACGUCCGCACACUACUCGCCAAACGAGCCAUUAUGGUCCUUGCCGUCACUAUUCUGAUCGACGCUGCACUCUGCGUACUCUUCAUUCUGGUUCCAGGCAAGAGAUUAUAG